AUGGCCUCGCAGGGGAUCCCGCCGGGAAUGAGCUCCUAUCCUCUGCCCAAGAUGGCCGUGGUCGAGUUCACGGGAUUUCUCAACAGGGAGCAUCCGGGAAUUACGUCUGUCAGUCUUGAUCCCGGCGUCGUUCCAACGAAUAUGGGCCUUAGUGUACCAUUCCCCCAGCCGUUCGUCAGGGAUGCUCCUGAACUGUCUGAUGUUGCUGCUGUGUGGCUGUCGAGCUGCGAUAAGUCGUUCCUCUCAGAUGUCGAAGAACUCAAAAAGAGAAAGGAGGAGAUCAGUGAUGGUGAAUUGCUGAUGCUUGGGCUGAAGGGAAGUUUCGGGGAGCCGAAUGUGGUUGUUGAAGGGUAA
Messenger RNA from Penicillium alfredii, 354 nucleotides. RefSeq lists its product as uncharacterized. The coding region runs from base 1 to 354 and encodes 117 amino acids. The transcript has 2 exons. The record is from RefSeq and is a predicted model, not a curated record. Lineage: Eukaryota; Fungi; Ascomycota; Eurotiomycetes; Eurotiales; Aspergillaceae.